AACCGGAGACGGAAGCGUCUGCUUGGUUUGCUCAGCGUCAGUUCGUGCAGUACGUGUGCUAAAUAUAGGAGAAGACAUCCCUCGCGUGUGUUUUACACGGCGAAAGAGGAACUCUUAAGGACCUAUAUGUCAUUAGGUGGAAGUCAAAACGGCGGCCGCCGCGCCAGCAAGUGGGACCAGCCGGGUCCCGGUUGUGGAGGACCGGGGGAGGCUGAGGCGGCACCCACCGGAGCUCUGGACGCCGCCGCCGCCGUGGCCGCGAAGAUUAACGCCAUGCUCGUGGCCAAGGGCAAACUGAAGCCCUCGCAGAUCGGCCCACCGGGGCCUGUUGAAAAGGUAAUGGGCAUUGGGAAACCUCAGGUGCCAGCCAAGACUAAAGACGACCUGGUGGUGGCGGAGGUAGAGAUCAAUGAUGUCCCGAUCACAUGCCGGAAUCUCUUGACGCGAGGACAGACACAAGACGAGAUCAGUAAAGUAAGCAGUGCCGCCGUGUCCACCCGAGGACGCUACAUGACUGCAGAGGAGAAGGGCAAAGCGCCACCCGGGGACCGGCCUCUGUAUCUGCACGUUCAGGGACAGACGCGGGAGCUUGUAGACCGAGCUGUAAACAAGAUCAAGGAGAUCAUCACCAAUGGGGUUGUGAAAGCAGCCACCGCCUCGUCGUCAGUGUCCUCAUCCUUCUCCUCCACCACACCCGCCGUGACCGUUUAUCAGCAAGCACCUCCACCUUCGCUUCCCCCGAUGGCGCACCACAAGCCGCACUUCCAGACCGGGAUGCACUACGUUCAAGAUAAGAUCUUUGUGGGCCUGGAGCACGCCAUCCCGGGCUUUGUGGUCAAAGAGCGGGUGGAGGGUCCGAGCUGCUCGUACCUGCAGCACAUCCAGUCUGAGACCGGGGCCAAAGUCUUCCUCAGAGGAAAGGGCUCGGGCUGUCUGGAGCCCACAUCCGGACGAGAGGCCUUCGAGCCCAUGUACAUCUACAUCAGUCAUCCCAAACCGGAAGGUCUUGCAGCGGCCAAAACUUUGUGUCAAAACCUGCUUCAGACCGUCCACGCGGAGUAUUCUCGCUUCCUCGCUCAAAUGAGCUCAGUGAUGCCAUCGCAACAAGGCUUCACACAGCCCCCGGUGAUGAACGGGAUGCCCCCGUACUACCCCCCGGCCGGCUUCCAGCCGGGCUACCCCAUGCCGGUGCCGCCGCCUCAGAACCAGCCCCCACCGAUGCCCUUCUCCGUGCCCUCCCCCAUCCCGCCACCCAAGGUUGUUCUCCCUCAGUUCCCACCGACGCCGGUGCCGCCGCCGCCGCCUCCAAAUCUGGCCCCGCCACUCUGUCCGGCGCCUCCCGUUUCCGCUCCCGUUCCGGCACCUCUUCCGCCACCCGUUCUUCCUCCGGUUCCGGCUCCAGCUCCAGUUCCAGUUCCUCCUCCGGCUUCGGUGGUCCAGACGCUUCCUCCCAUGUCCUACGUUCCGUCGGCUGUGGCGCCGCCCAAAGCCCCGCCUCCUCCGUCCAUGUCGGCCAAUCCAGCGCAGAAAAGACGAUUCACAGAAGAAGUGCCCGACGAGUGUGACAGUGGCCUGCUCGGCUAUCAGCAUGGACCCAUUCAUAUGACUAAUUUAGGUGCAGGCUUCUCCGCGGGCAGCCCCGAGACUGCAGGACCCCCACCUUCGAGUUCCUCUGGCCCGACGAGUGCGAGGGACAGUAGGCAGCUAAUGCCUCCACCGCUGUUGCCCGUAAAUGGUGUGAGACCCAAGAUGGAGGAGAGGAGGCCACCGCAAGGCCCCGUGGCAGAGCCGACUGGGAAGAGGCUAAAAACGGGCUUGGUCGCGUACGCCGGCGACUCCUCCGACGAAGAGGAAGACCACCCGAGCUCCAAAGCCUCGGGGUCAGGUAACCCCGCGGGCUCUCCUUCUACCUCCUUAGACUGGAUCCAGGGGUACCGCUGCCCGCCGCCGCCGCCCCCCCGGGCGAAAACGCAGCCGCAGCAGCAGUCUAUGCCUUUCUGGAUGGCACCCUGAAAGUUCGACAGCAGUUCUACGCGGAUGACUCGUAGCUUUGGUUUAGUUCAAGUAAGCAUAUUUUGUGUUUUCUACACACAUGUACAGUGUAAAGAUGAUCCUUUUUCCGAGUGACACUUUGCAAAGCCGUGGAUGUUGGAAAGGUGACAUCAGCAAUGCCAGUUUGAAUUUUGAAAAAAAUGUGAAUAUCUGAAUAGAUUCUUUGUGGAAACAAUAAAAAAUGAUGAUCGGCUUUAAUUUCAUCCUUCUUCAGUCCUGGACACACCAUGUUGUUUUGUUUUUGUCGCAAUUGUUUUGGACUAAUGUGUAGUAAUUUAAAUGUUGCUUUUUGGAAAUAAAGUGGUGUAAAUUAUAA
Messenger RNA from Hippocampus comes (tiger tail seahorse), 2368 nucleotides. It is a transcript of the gene khdc4, whose product is annotated as KH domain containing 4, pre-mRNA splicing factor. Gene Ontology annotation, cellular component: nucleus. The record is from RefSeq and is a predicted model, not a curated record. NCBI's taxonomy places the organism in Eukaryota, Metazoa, Chordata, Actinopteri, Syngnathiformes, Syngnathidae. Gene Ontology annotation, molecular function: RNA binding. The transcript has 14 exons. The coding region runs from base 127 to 2013 and encodes 628 amino acids.